CUUGAAUGUAAACGCCUCCGUUUCUUCUUCUCCUCUCCUCCAGGCUGCACCUCCUUCUCCUCCGCCGACCACUUCCUGUCAGUCACCGUCCCAGUGGGCGACCGGGCCGUUCUCCCCUGCAGCUGGAGGGCGGUCCUCGAGGAUCUGGACUCGUCUUCCUGCCACAUCCAGUGGAGGACUAUCGCCGCAGAGAUCGUCUUUGAACAGUGGGGGGCGCUAAAGUGGCAGGCUGAUGAGUACCAGAACAGAGUAAACGUUCCAGAGGACAACCUGGGCUCCGGCGACUGUUCGCUCCUCAUCACUGAUGUCCAACACGGGGACACGGGGAAGUACGAGAGCUUCAUGAUGGUUGAGGAGGACCAGAUCAAGAGCAGGACCAGGACCAGGACCUGGCGCAAGAAGGUCUUUCUGCAGGCGGUCAGUCUGCUGGUCACUGACUACAGAUCCUCCGAGACCCGGCCUCCGGGGAAAGACCUGGUCCUGGAUCUGAGGACUCCACGCUCGGACAGAGUGGCCUUCCAGGGCAGGAACAGCUCAGAGUGGUCUGUCCUCUGGGUGAGGGGAGACCACGACACUCAGCGUCUGGAAAAACACCCUCAUCAGGAGCAGCUGACCAUAAAGAACCUGCGGCACGCAGACCAGGGAACGUACCAGGUCCUGGACCAACACGGACAGACUGUGAGCAGCGUCGACCUGACUGUGGACGGUGAGAGGAGGGUCUGGGGGUCAGGGGGUCAGGGGGUCUGGAG
Molecule: messenger RNA, 749 nt
Organism: Cynoglossus semilaevis (tongue sole)
Lineage: Eukaryota; Metazoa; Chordata; Actinopteri; Pleuronectiformes; Cynoglossidae
Gene: igldcp
Product: Ig-like domain-containing protein
Exons: 3
Biological process (GO): T cell costimulation; negative regulation of T cell proliferation; cellular response to lipopolysaccharide
Cellular component (GO): external side of plasma membrane
Source: RefSeq, a predicted model, not a curated record